AUGGGUGAAGCUUCCCGCAAAUCCUCAGACUCCACCUCCUCCAUGGAGGAUGUGUCGGACAGGUUCAGGUUCUUCAAAGUGCUCCUUCCACCACCUGACAAUAUCCCCAGUUUGGGUCAGCAGUUCUCCUCCCCGGCUGCACACAGCCUGAGGCAAAUCCUGCUUCCCUUUCCUGAAUUUCCGAACAGUUUACCAGAACUUGAGGCCAACCGAAAGUCCUUCUCCAUGGCCUCCCCAAAGACCUCCCACACCCGGGUUUUUUGCUUCAGACUGAGCCGGGUGGCAGGCAAAGGUGGGAGCCUGGGUGUGCUGAUCCUCAGCAAAGCAGACAGAUUGAAGGAGGAACGUGCGCUUGCUAUAACAUCUCUGAACAAGUGCGAUGUGGAGGUUUACGCACCGGGGACAGGCUCUAAGACUAAAGGUGUGAUCUAUGGGGUGCCUACUGAGCUAUCAGAUGAAGAUAUCUUGGGUAAAGCGAAAGGAGCAGAGGUCUCCGAAGUAAAGCGCUUCCAAAUAACGAAAGAUAACAUGAGAGUGGCCAGCCAAACAGUCUUAUUAACAUUUGAGUCAGAAUCUAUCCCCAGGCGGAUUGAAAUUGGGUACUUGAGCUUUCAAGUUAAGCCCUACAUUAGACCCCCGCUGCGAUGCUUUAAUUGUCACACAUAUGGACAUGUGGCGGCUGUAUGUAGAAAGAAAAGAAAGUGUGGUAAGUGCGGGGGAGACCAUAACUAUGAGGAUUGUGCGUCAGCUUUAUGCUGCCCGAACUGUGGAGAAGCGCAUAGUGCAGGCUUUAAAGGGUGCCGCUUCUAUGCGAACGCCGUAGAAGUGCAAAAAAUUAGAACUUAUGAACGCGUGUCAUAUGCUGAAGCUGUGAAAAGAGUGGGUCAUGCUAACCGCCCCUCUCAACAACCUGCUAGAAUCUUCACUCCUCCGAGCGAUAGCCUUAUCAUUAAGAAAACUGAUUUCCUGGCUUUUAUCACUGACGUGCUUACUGGGCUUAAGUUUUCUAAGGUGGUUAAAAAGUCAGAUGUGAUCCGGAUUGUUUCAUUGUCAGCAGCGAAAUAUCUGCAGAUAUUGAACGGGCGUACGAUAUGCUGUGGAGAGAAGGCCUCCUUGUCAAACUGCUCAAGUAUGGUGUCAAUGGAAGGCUGUUUAGCUGGAUUAAGAAUUUCUUGGAAGAUCGAACUAUCCAGGUAAGGGUUGGGGAUGUUAUGUCAGCUACUGUGUUGGUGGAA
Neoarius graeffei (lesser salmon catfish) is the source of this 1235-nucleotide messenger RNA. RefSeq lists its product as uncharacterized. The record is from RefSeq and is a predicted model, not a curated record. Lineage: Eukaryota; Metazoa; Chordata; Actinopteri; Siluriformes; Ariidae. The transcript is spliced from 3 exons. The coding region runs from base 1 to 1197 and encodes 398 amino acids.